Messenger RNA from Aplosporella prunicola CBS 121167, 1030 nucleotides. RefSeq lists its product as uncharacterized. NCBI's taxonomy places the organism in Eukaryota, Fungi, Ascomycota, Dothideomycetes, Botryosphaeriales, Aplosporellaceae. Bases 89 to 586 code for a protein of 165 amino acids. The record is from RefSeq and is a predicted model, not a curated record. The transcript has 3 exons. Gene Ontology annotation, cellular component: cytoplasm; nucleus. Gene Ontology annotation, biological process: proteasome assembly.
CAACCACCUCGCUCUCACUCCAUUCCACCAGCAACAACGACAACGAGCUUCCGUCCGCUCACGCUCACGCUCACGCAUUCAAGCAAAUAUGGCAGCCCUCCGCAUCGCCCCCGCGCCCACACACACCGCCAGCACAACGCCCACUCUCGGCGCCCCCUCCGCGCCCGGCGUGCACGACACGCUGCGCUCGAACCUCGGACUCGCCGCGCCGGCCAGUGCGCUUGCACCCAUCCCCCAGCAGCAACUCACGCAAGCCGACGGCGUUGCCCCAGAGCCGCUGCAGUCGGCCCACCCGCUCGAGGCCCGCCUCGCCCGCUGGCGCGCCACCCAGGACGCCCUGAAGAUGGAGGGCCUGCGCCGCGCGUACGGCGUCGCCGAGCCCGUGCGCCGCGGCAUGGAGCUGCGCGAUGCGGCGCGCGGGGAGUGGCGGCCUAAGGCGCUGGGUGGGAGCGCGGGCGUGCAUGGGGAUGUGCUUGCGGGACGGGACGCUGAGGUUGCGUGGGAGGAUGUCUUUAAGGGCGACGAGCUCCGCGAGCAGCCAGACUUCCAUACCGAGAUGGAGGCGCGCCUGCGCAUGAACUGGUAGAUGCGUGGCGCUGCCGACGAUGACGACAACAUCUCACGCCCACACUCUCUCGCAUGCACGACACGGAAAGACAGAUGGAACGGGACGGACCGGACGGACGGGAUUGAUGGACGGGUGGACGAACAGACAGACAGACAGACACUCGGUCACGACGGUAGAGCUCAGCGGUAUGGAUGGAUGCAGGACGGAAGUCGCAGACGGCAGUUGCAAGGCAGGAUGCAGGUACGCAGGCAGGCAAGGCUUCACAACUUCACCACCUCAGACAGACGAACCAGCAGUGCAGUGCCUAGAACCACACUGCAGAAGGAAGUCUAGCACCUUACCUGGCCUUAGCUAGCUACCAAACGAAGCACUUGUUUGCACAUUGCAAUACCUAGACAACCAAGCUAGCUAGCUAGCUAGCACAAGACGAUGCAUGCACUUGCCUCAAUACCAUUCCAUCCA